This is a messenger RNA of Cladophialophora psammophila CBS 110553, 1503 nucleotides long. RefSeq lists its product as uncharacterized. The transcript has a single exon. Bases 1 to 1503 code for a protein of 500 amino acids. NCBI's taxonomy places the organism in Eukaryota, Fungi, Ascomycota, Eurotiomycetes, Chaetothyriales, Herpotrichiellaceae. The record is from RefSeq and is a predicted model, not a curated record.
AUGGUUGAGGUAUCCAUCUUGAAUCGCCCCCGGGCCACGGUUCCAAAGUUUGUCCGCCGGAUACGAUCGGUGCCGUCGUUGAGACCUGAACAAGCUUCAUCGGAUGAGUCGAUCCCAGACGAUUCGAUAUAUAAUGCUGAACCUGUUCGUUCAGGUGAAAGUCUACCUUGGACAGCAGAAAUAGUUCCGGAUAAUGCGCCGAAUCUUCCUUCAGCCUGGAGCCUUCCUUCCUCUUCUCGGAGUCCUCUCAGUAGGCAUUCCACAUCGCACAGCAAAUGGCCAGCGCCGCAGCUUAAUCCUAUAAUUGAACACAGAGCGUCCCUCAAUUCGAUCCAUCCUGACAGGUCCAACUCAGCUCGCGAAAGCGUGCAGUCUUCAGUCGGGAUAUACCGUCAUCGCUCGUUUUCAGUCAACGAUCUAGACUCCGUCCUGAGGCAGGACAUCAUAUUACGCAAUUCUACCAGUUCCACCUGCUCUGAAGAGAACCUCCAUAGAGGCGACUGGUGUCCCUCUUUUCCAAUCAACCCUUCAAAAUCACCACCAGUCAGGGUUUCAACACCGCCUGGCUUGCCGCCAUUCGGCACCGAGCAGGCGACACUCCUCCGGCUGGUACAGCGGCAGCCAACAAACAGACUGUCAUUCUGGAGCCGCAUUUGGAGGCGUACGUUUGACGGAAGCGAUGAGCUAGCUACAGCUAGCCCUAACUCCGAGGGUUCCCCUAGGGCGUCUGAGCAGAACCAAUCUAUUGGUCCCUCAAAUUCAGUCGAGCUCUUUGAGCGAACAUUGGCUGCGAUAGGCAUGUCGGCGAUUGUCGAAACCCCACGCGCAACCUCUACAAACCCUCGGGCAUCUCUACCUCGUGGAGUCUACAGGGCCAAUAUCCCUGGCCCACUUGCUCGAGCAGAUGACGGUACAUUAGUGAGAGGGAGGUUUGGCCCUCGUGCCAGCGGUCAUGGUAUCGGUUCCCGUAAUCUUGAGUUGCACCCCAUGGGUCGAUUGAGAGAGUCCAGCGCGAUUGAGCAGGCCAUGAGGGAAAUAGACAAGGCCUGUGAGACGACAAACCUUGAAAAUUCCAUCCUCCAGAGCGGCGGCUCUGCAGUAUCACCAACGGUGCGAAGGAAUGGUCGGACCAGCAAUGAAACGUUGACUUCGCCAGCUCAGCUCCAUCCAAGAAGUGAGACGGAAUUUUCUCCUGCCUUCACUUCCCCGAUCCUGAGAGGCAUUCCCACAUACCACCCACGAAUGCCUCGCACUGCUGCACUCAUCGAAUCCACCUUGCUUUCUCUGCCCAGCGGGGACAGUGCCACGGGCGGUGCGCCGAGUGCAAGUGGUGCUACAGGGCACGACAGGGAAUGGACAAAUGGGAAGAGAAGAAAGCAAGGGAAUGCGUGGAGGCGUAUGUGGGGUGCGGUCAAAGACUGCUUGACUCGCAUUUUGGCGGGCGCUUUGUGUGGAUUGAUAGGGGGGAAUAGGCACCUGUCAGGCAGGGCAUCAAGGGCGUAG